Messenger RNA from Ectocarpus sp. CCAP 1310/34, 540 nucleotides. The record is from the annotation of a GenBank genome assembly. Lineage: Eukaryota; Phaeophyceae; Ectocarpales; Ectocarpaceae.
AUGACCAGCCUGUACUUCAUGGGCCCGCUUGGUAAGGGUUCCUGGCAUGAGUGGGAGCGCGACCAUGUUUUCUCCCUUCUUGGUAUGGUUUGGUACAGCACAAGCCGCUCGGAAUCCUCGAACGCAAAUUUUCAGCGGUGGAAAAGGGUGGAAAAGCUUGUUAGAGAGUACGCUGCUCGCUACCUCAACAAGACCACGUUCAGAAACUACUGGCUCCAAUCGGCGUACAUGCUUCGAAACCCUUUGGUUCGUGUGCAUGUCGUGUUCACGGCAAGGCUCGGGGAGCUGUUGUUCGACUGGGCGAACAAUUGGAUUCGUGGCAAGGGCGGGUUCUUUCUGAAGGGCGAAGGGGUCGGUCGGCGGCUGUUUCCUGGGAUGCGUUUGGUGGAGGUUGCUGAUUGCUCUCGCCUGCUGCUGCUCAAGUUGGAAACUAUCCGCAAGGAUCCCAAGACGUACUUCGCGGCGGUCCUAGAACGCGUUCGAACUACCCUAUCUGAACCGAUGGCAACCGUACUCACAGCUGCUGCUGCAGCUGUGUGA